UGGUGUUUGUAAACUUGCCUCGGUCCCGGCGGGGCAGCAGUGGCCACGGGGCUGGCACGGUGUGUGGGGCCCGGAGGAGUUGCCGUGCAGCGGGGGACACGGCGGGAGGCCGCGCCGAGCAGGUGUAUGAAGCAGACUUCGUGGACAUCGGUGAGAGAAUUUGGCCAGAAAACCAAGACUGGCAGACUCUUCCUUCUGACGAUAGACGGGAGCCAGGCAGAGCCCAAGGAUUCUUGUGGCAUCUAUCUUGUCUUUUUUUUUUUUUUGACACAAAGGAAGUUCAAUAUGAUGGCAGCAGGACUAAAGGGACAUGCAGGAGUUGUCACAGUGAUUUGGUGACAUUUCUUCAUACAGCAGUGUCUUAAGGAAAGGUCAACUAACUCCUGAACUCUUGGGUUGCAUUAAGUGAGAAAUCAGCAUGGCUCAGGCAAGUCUCCUGGCUUGUGAAGGCCUAGCAGGUGUGAGUUUGGUUCCCACUGCAGCCAGCAAGAAGAUGAUGCUGAGCCAGAUUGCCAGCAAGCAGGCCGAGAAUGGAGAGCGGGCAGGUAGCCCUGAUGUGCUGAGGUGCUCAAGUCAGGGCCACCGCAAAGACAGCGAUAAAUCCCGGAGCCGCAAAGAUGACGACAACCUGGCUGAAGCCUCUCAUCCCAAAAAGACUGUUAAAAAGGUGGUGGUGGUAGAGCAGAAUGGUUCUUUCCAAGUAAAGAUUCCCAAAAAUUUCACUUGUGAACACUGCUUUGGAGCCUUUAGGAGCAGUUACCACCUCAAGAGGCACAUCCUCAUUCAUACUGGUGAGAAGCCAUUUGAAUGUGAUGUAUGCGAUAUGCGCUUCAUCCAGAAAUACCACCUGGAGCGCCACAAGCGUGUGCACAGUGGUGAAAAGCCUUACCAGUGUGAACGGUGUCAUCAGUGUUUUUCUCGGACAGAUCGAUUACUCAGACACAAACGGAUGUGCCAAGGUUGCCAGUCCAAGACUUCCGACGGGCAGUUUUCUCUAUAGGCGCAAGGGGCCCCCGGUGGUGGGAGUGGUCAGAAGAAUCUACUGAAGAACAUCCCCUCUGGUCUACUGUUCCCACCACCACCCCAUCUGUACUGUCCCCCUCCCGCAGGAGUGGACCCAAGAGACAGCAGAGUGUGUCGGGGUGGCGGCCCCAGAGCCUCAGCCCUGUAAAUAUCUGAGACUUUGAGUAUCUCGGGGAAGUUCCUACAGCAUUCCUGGGGAGGGAAGCUAGUCCCUGGACCCUUGGCUGAGCUCACAGGCGGGAGACUCAAGGUACAGGACCAAGACUCAAGUUUGGCUCCCACAACCUUGGACUCUAGCUAGCAGCUGAAAUGGAAAAGAUUGGGGAGAGAGAUGGGUUGUGUUUUUUUUUUUUUCCCUGUUUUUGUUUUUGUUUAUCCAAAAGCAGUUUCAGCAGGUUCACUGUGGAUACAUGUGAUCAGGACAUGUGAAGUCCUGACCCAAAGCAGGGACUUCUAGCUGGGCCGACUCUUCCCCCAAAUUGAAGUUGAGUUGGAGUUGAUUCUCGGUGUUUCACAACCCUGCGGCUCACGUCCCGAUUGAAGGAGAAUGGGAUCAGGGAUAGCAGCUUACACACUAGGGGCAGAAGCAAGAGCAGUUGAAGGAGCAGACAUGGGCCGGGGUCAAGAGUGGUCAGGUCUUUCUCCAGGAAGAGCAAGAGUGUGCCCUGGUUGUGACAAUAGCCCAAGCCACUCUGGUACCUGGGGGGGGUGAGCUCAAGUGCCUUUUAGAGGAAACUUGGGUGAGGGUGGCCCAUAAUGCCUUUUUCUUCUCUGGGCAGUUGAUCACAAGGUCGUUUGUGGCUACCUCGUUGCCGUUGGCUCCUAUUUCAGGUGCUGGGCAGGGAGUAGUGGAUGUCAAAGUAGAUUCUCUCCUUGCACCCUCUUAGUUCCCCCUUCCGGUCAAGUAACAGCUGUUCACGGCACAGAGGAAUGUGGUGUCCCUUGAUCCAACCGUUGAGUAGAAGCUAUUCUCUCUGCCCAAGUCCUGUCACUGUUCAGGUAGAGGAGACGGGAUGGGAUCUGGCCUUUGGUCCCAAAGAACAAGAUCUAGAUUGACUUCCUUCUCAGCGGCCGUCCCUACCCAGCAAAGAAUUUGGGGGCAGGAGGGUGUUGUGAGAGAGGACUGAGGAGACCUAAUGUGGCUUUAUUCUUAACUCUAUUCUUUGCUCUUCUCUGCUUCAGUACCACCACCCUCUCCAUCCCCCCAACAUGAUCAGGUGUGUGUGUGUGUGUGUGUGUGUGUGUGUGUGUGUGUGUGUGUGGUAUGUGAGUGUUUGUAUGCAUAGAGACAGCAUAUUAUUGAGCCAAACCCUUCUCUGGCCCUCAGUUUAGGGAAGGGUAAGCAUGAAACAGCAUCCUCUUCCCUCAGAACCUGAGACCCCAACAGGAGCUAAGGGACUCAAUUGAGGGAACUAGAGAGCUUUGUUUUAGAGGGUUUCUUUCUUUCUCUCUCUCUUUUUUUUUUUUUUUUUUUUGUCUCCAGGGUUAUUGCUGGGGCUCAGUGCCUGCACCAUGAAUCCACUGCUCCUGGAGGCCAUUUUUCCCAACCCUUUUGUUGCCCUUGUAGCCUUGUUGUGGUCAUUAUUGUUAUUGUUGAUGUCUUUCGUUGUUGGACAGGACAGAGAGAAAUGGAGAGAGGAGGGGAAGACAGAAGGGUGAGAGAAAGAUACCUGCAGACCUGCUUCACCACCAGUGAAGUGACUUCCCUGCAGGUGGGGAGCUGGGGGCUCGAACCGGGAUCCUUAGGCCGGUCCUUGCGCUUUGCGCCACAUGCGCUUAACCCGCUGCGCUACUGCCCGACCCCCCUCUCUUUUUUCCCCCCUUUGAUUGAUGCAACAGACCGGUAACUGGUUAGGAUGUGUUUUUAACCCAGACCAGGGUUUGUGAACAUGAAUUUUUUAAGGUUAAAAUUAACUCUCUUUCUCCCUGCUAAAGAAAGGAUCCUCCUGGGAUGUUCUGGAAUUUGGGUGGCCUGAUCUAUGGGCAACAAGGAGAAUCCUCUGGGGAGGAAUCAUGGAGAUGUCAUGAACCUGACCAGAAAAUGUGAGGGUGGCAGCAGCAACAGUGGAGCCUGGCAGGGAGGCCCUCCGCACUGGUGAGGUGUGAGGAUUUCAGGUUAAAGGGAAGGAGGCCUGGCACCCUGGCAGCAUCUGAGAUCCUUUGGGGCAGAUGCCAGGGAUUAUUUGCCACCCUGUGCUCUUGAGGCUCCGUGCUGGCACUUCCAUUUGGUGGAGUCCAGAACCUGGACUUCAGUGCUUGGGUCUGCCCUGUGGACCCUGCCAGCAUGGCGUGUUUCUGCCUAUGAGCCAGCCCCCUUGCUGCUAGAGGGCUGUGCCAGGAGGGGUGCGUGGAAAACAUUGUCCUCCCAAAAGCCUUUGGGGAAAGGGUGGCGCCUGUCCCUGGCACUUGCAGCUCUUCUGUUUGGGGCAGGAGUGUAUGUGAAGGGAAUCAUGGGAGUAAGUGUCCGAGUGCGAAUGUGUGUUGGCGUCAGGCUGCCUUGGUGGGGAGCAGACAGGCCUCCAGAGCACAGGUGCAAAGGGCCGUACCAGAACUACCCCGCCAAGGACGGGGCUCUGGGGGGACUCAGGAGUGGGUGGUCAGUUCAGCUGUCCAGGUGCUGGUGUUCUGGACUAGUGGAUGUAUUUAAGAGCAAUUUAGUACCCACAGGGCCUGGGAGCCCCACUUACAUACCCCAGGGAAGCCACAGACAGAAGGCUGCCUAGGUUCCUAGGCCCAAUGACCCCCCCCCCCAUGCUGGAGUGGGGUCUAGCACUGGAAAGAUGCCUCAGGUGUAUUUGGAGUGAAGGGGAAGGGAGGUUAAGGCAGGCUCUCAAAGACCAGGACAUGGAGUCCAGGGACCUGGGCAAGAGAGUAGUGCCAGUUCCUGGGUGGGCUGCUAUACCAGACCCUCACCAGUCACACCCUUUCUAGCACCCAAAGGCUUUUCCAUCCAUCCCUCAAUAGCCUCUUGUCAUCACUUAGCUACUGAUUGUGCCCCAUGGCUUAAAUUCAGAGGGUUAAAUGAGGCAUGGCCUGCCACCACUUAACCCUCUCCCCAGAUGCUCCCCUCUGCUGUGGCCCUGGGGCUUUCAUUCUCACCGACCCCUCCUACUUGCCCUCUCCACUUUUUUUUUAAUAUACUUAUUUUGCUAUGGGGGAGGGGAAUGUCAAAAUGAACAAGAUCACUUUUAAAUGGUAGUUUUUAUAAGAUGUUAUAAACUUGUAUCUUUUUACCAUUAAA
Erinaceus europaeus (western European hedgehog) is the source of this 4264-nucleotide messenger RNA. It is a transcript of the gene ZNF740, whose product is annotated as zinc finger protein 740. The record is from RefSeq and is a predicted model, not a curated record. Gene Ontology annotation, biological process: regulation of transcription by RNA polymerase II. Gene Ontology annotation, molecular function: DNA-binding transcription factor activity, RNA polymerase II-specific; RNA polymerase II cis-regulatory region sequence-specific DNA binding. The coding region runs from base 419 to 1000 and encodes 193 amino acids. Lineage: Eukaryota; Metazoa; Chordata; Mammalia; Eulipotyphla; Erinaceidae. Gene Ontology annotation, cellular component: nucleus. The transcript has 7 exons.